CAAGCGCCUUCUUCCCGAAGAAGAAGAAGGAGAAAAGCAAGAAACACCAUCUCAAGCUCAGGCCCAAGCCCAAGCUCAAGUUCAAGUUCAAUCUCAAGCAGUAGCAGAGGAAGAAGAAGAAGAAGAAGCUCAAGCUUUUUCAAAGAGAGAAGAAUCAUGACCGCUGAUUUAGAAUUACCCCCAGGCUUCAGAUUCCAUCCAACGGACGAGGAGUUGGUGAUGCACUAUCUCUGCCGUAAGUGUGCGGCACAGUCGAUCGGAGUUCCGAUCAUCGCAGAGAUUGAUCUAUACAAAUACAACCCAUGGCAGCUUCCAGGCUUGGCACUUUACGGUGAGAAAGAAUGGUACUUUUUCUCUCCAAGGGACCGGAAGUACCCAAACGGUUCACGGCCAAACCGGGCGGCCGGGACCGGUUAUUGGAAAGCGACUGGAGCAGAUAAACCGAUUGGGCACCCGAAACCGAUCGGAAUCAAGAAGGCUUUGGUUUUCUAUUCUGGGAAGGCACCCAGGGGAGAGAAAACCAAUUGGAUCAUGCACGAGUAUCGCCUCGCCGACGUCGAUAGGUCGGCUCGCAAGAAGAACAGCUUAAGGCUUGAUGAUUGGGUACUGUGCCGAAUCUACAAUAAGAAGGGCAGCAUACAGAAGCAAACCGCCGUCGACCAGAAACCGGUGACGGCAAAAACCAAGGCUUCAGAAAUCAUUGACCAGAAGCCGGAAACCACGGCGAUGAAUGGACGGAAAAUGAUAUCGCCGUCACCUAUGGCGGCACCGCCGUUGUUUGACGAUUUCCCGUACAUGGACACAUCGGAUUCAAUACCGAGGUUACAUACGGAUUCCAGCUGCUCCGAGCACGGGCUAUCGCCGGAAUUCACGUACGAGAGGGAGGUGCAGAGCGAGCCCAAAUGGUGGGAAAAAGCCCUCGAAGUUCCAUUUAAUAACAUGGAUGCCAUUACAGAUAACCCUUUCACUCAGUUCCACGACACCAACGGCAACUUACAGAAUCCCUUGCAGGACAUGUUCAUGUAUCUGCCGAAACCCUUCUGAGGUCGGAUUCGGGUCGGGCGGAUCAGAUGGUAAAAACCGAAUCUUCGAUGCUUGCAUGGCACACGAGAUUCAAAGUCUGUGAGCGUGCACGUGCGAGGGCGGAACAGGAGACGAGUUGUGGGAAGUGUUAGCAUUUGGGUUGGGCAAUCGGACGGUCAUUGUUAGAUCUUCCAAAUGAUAGUAUAGAUAAGAAUUUGUAGGUAUACAACAUGUAUAUAUGCAUGUAUACUUCAUUAUUGUGGGUACUGAUCUACUGGUGGGUCCCACUCUAUUCUUGUAGUUGUAGCUGAUUUUUUGUUCGUUUAGUGGGAAAUGUUUUCAUGGGAAACAAA
Molecule: messenger RNA, 1376 nt
Organism: Macadamia integrifolia
Lineage: Eukaryota; Viridiplantae; Streptophyta; Magnoliopsida; Proteales; Proteaceae
Product: NAC domain-containing protein 2-like
Exons: 3
Coding region: 157-1044 (295 amino acids)
Biological process (GO): regulation of DNA-templated transcription
Molecular function (GO): DNA binding
Source: RefSeq, a predicted model, not a curated record